AUAACAACUCUGGGACAAGAAUCGUACGUCAGAUGAGAGAAAUAACAAGAUGUGCUUUCGUUUGAAUGUAAAUAGGCUGUUCAACAUUUCAUUCAUAUUUUAGUUUUUCUGGAAUAUUUUAAAUCUCUAUAAAUUUUUUCUAUGCAAUUUAUAAAAGCGAUUUAUAAUUGUUAUAAUUUAUUUCGAAUCAUGUACCAUGAGAACUUGGUAUAAUUGGUACCACAGCAAAGUUAUCGAAUCUUGUCAUGCAAAAGUCGGCUUAGGAACCCCUAAAAAAACUAAUCAAUUGUCAAAUUACAGACCACAAUCGAUUUGCACAUCCCUAAAGAAUUCCUCGCUUGUAAACAAUUUGGAAAUUUAAGAAAAAAAUAAAUAAAAGCCAAUAAUGUCAUAUUUGGUGACGGAAAUCGCCUUGGAAAUGCUUGGCUACACAUUUUACGAUAUUUAUGGCGUACCAGAAGAUAUAAAUAACUUUCGAAGCCUUGCUGCUACAGAUCGUAGCAACGAUGGUGCUCUCAAAGAGCCACAUUUGGCUACGAUACUAGGUUUGGAUGCCAACACUUCCAAACGUAAUAAUAACAAUCCACCAACAGCGGCAGUUAAUACAAUUGAGGCCACAAAAAUAAAAUUACCCGAACUAUUAGCAAAAUUGACCGAUGUUGAGAUUGGCAAGGUAAAGGAACAAGUCUUGCGGAACAAACCAUCUUUAUCCGGUGAGAAUCCAGGUGAAACUAAAUCCAACCAACAACAAGCAAUUUCUAAUUUGCUUGAUUUGGAACAUCAGAAACUUAUUUCAGAGCAGCAGAGUUUGCGGAAUUUUCGUAGAUUUAUUGAGAAAAAUCUGAUGCAAUUUAACCCGACAUGUUUCGAAAGAUAUCUUGAGGCGUUUAAAGGAACAUAGGCGAAAUCUGAAACGACGUUUAAUAUAUAAGAUAUUUUAAGUAAUAGAUUUACAAAUAAUUCCGUUAUCCUGACAUGUUUAUACCAUAAGUUAAUUAUAUAAUAGCUAGAUUAAAUAUUUAUACAAACAACACA
Molecule: messenger RNA, 1035 nt
Organism: Musca domestica (house fly)
Lineage: Eukaryota; Metazoa; Arthropoda; Insecta; Diptera; Muscidae
Exons: 1
Coding region: 386-901 (171 amino acids)
Source: RefSeq, a predicted model, not a curated record